AGCAUUUCUGGCAUUAACUGCAGCAUCCGCGCCUCUGAUAGCAGCAUCAAUCCACCAGCACUGACUGGCGGAAUACUGAUGGUCUUGUUCUGAGUUAGGGAGGAAGCCAGUCCGGUGUGGGUGUGAGGCUGUCAUCUCGCUGCAAUUUAAGAAAAAAAUACUUCCCAGCACUGCCCACUGUCUAGUGUCUAGCUCCAAACUUGAUCAUGCAUAUGAUUUAUAUGAGAGUUCACAAAUGCAUUGCGUAUUUGAAGUUGGAGUUUGGUGGAUGUAAACGUAUUCUUAGCCUGGUGAUUUGUGGUCAGUAUUGCCCAUCAUCUUAAACGCGCAAUUUCAGUUGCUGAGGAGCGCGCGCCGAGGAUCAUCAGGGUGGAUAUUCGUUCCCUCUUGUGAGAUAUCAGUGAAUUGGCUGUACUGGGGAGUCUCUGAGAUGUGUAUAGAGCCAGAGCGCAAAGAGAGGAGUCGAUGAUUGCUGUGGAUGAAAACUGGCAGAUGUAGCUUGUUGAACAAACGGCUCUCGAGAUGCGAUGAGAAGUCGGGACACGAAGCAUUUGGAACUAUAAGAAUACUAUAGCGUAUGCUAUGACAUUUUGCAUUUGAUUGAAGAGUCACAGAUCAAGGAAGGAUGUGUUCGUGGUGAACAAGGCUUUAACGCAUCUAUGUGGUCUUUAUAGGCUACUUCUAUGAGGAGACCUGCUGAAUUUCCCAUCUGACGCGCAGUAGUAGUUCCUACAUCAAACAUACAGUAGCCGAUGAAAAUCGAUAGAAGAAUCUAUCCGAAGACAAAGAUAAACCUGGCGACUUUAUCAUUAUUCGCCUCAUCCACCUGACGAAUUCAUAUGCUAGCAUCUCCGAGAUCCAAUCCAACGACAAUCAAUACGGAGGCAAAGAGAAAUAAGAAUAUUGAAAUCCGCACUGGGUUGUGAGUUGAAAUCUAAUCAGAUCCCUGGGGGGUUGCAGAGUAGCAAGGAACUGAAGAGGGAGAAAAAAGUUCUAGCUAAAAGUGUGACAACGGAAUGACAACCAUCAGCCACUUCAUGUUUGCUCAAUAUGUGGAUGAGCCGUAGAUUAUGACGAGGUUUCAGGAUGUUAUCAAUCUGCGGGUCCACGGCUGCGUGAGACUGUGUCGUUAGUAGUCUGGCUCUGAAGAGGUUGGUUGGUUGUUUUAUUGAAAAUUAAAACAUGAAGGAUGGAUCUGGGAAGAGUUCAGAUUUCUCCUAAAUUCCUAACUGAUAAACGAAAUGUCACCGGACUGUGACACAUAUAGCAUUUUUGCCUUGUUAUCACUCUGCAUUUAACCAUUAGUUUCAACGGUGGCACUUGUGGGUGCCUUCGUAUAUUUGCGUCUUGAAACAUUUGAAUGGGGGAUGGAUAAAUUGACUCUAUCGUCGUUCUGCAAGUCCUAACACCUAACCGAUUGAUUCUAAUUGAUGGAUUAAACGCUACAUCGUUUACAAUGUGGGGACCGGAUAAACUGUGUGAAAGUAUCAUCACGGAGUCUAGGUUUCAGGAUGCUUGAGAAUUUCGGAUGUAGCCUAUUUUCGAUGCAGUUUUCGAGGGCAAGGAGCUGAAGAGGGAACUGUCGUUUUUUGAAUCAGAUCUGCUAACAUCAGCAUCUUUGGUGACAAGGUGAGCCAGCAGCCGAAAACAAGCAAACUUGAGGAUGGGGAGAAACCAGAGGGAUUGCGAAUGAGUUGGCAGCCAACUCCAACACCGCCUCUUCCCGAAAAGUGGACGACCCAGCCAAUGAAUUAUGAAUGUUGAACAAGAUGACCUCUUCUCGGCAGCAGCAGACGAUGAGAGGUCCUAGGUGGAACCGGGCCCUGUCCGACCCUUUGUUUGUGCUGCUUCUAGCCCUCCAGCUCCUGGCGGUGGCAGGCCUGGUGCGCGCUCAGACCUGCCCCUCUGUCUGCUCCUGCAGCAACCAGUUCAGCAAGGUCAUCUGCACGCGGCGGGGGCUCCGUGAGGUCCCCGACGGCAUAUCCACCAACACACGCUACCUGAACCUGCAGGAGAACCUCAUCCAGGUGAUCAAGGUGGACAGCUUCAAGCACCUGCGGCACCUGGAGAUCCUGCAGCUGAGCAAGAACCACAUCCGAAACAUUGAGAUUGGGGCCUUCAACGGCCUGGCUAGUCUCAACACUCUGGAGCUGUUUGACAACCGCCUCACCACAAUCCCCAAUGGGGCCUUUGAGUACCUCUCCAAGCUCAAGGAGCUGUGGCUGAGGAACAACCCCAUCGAGAGCAUUCCCUCGUAUGCGUUCAACAGGGUGCCCUCACUACGGCGGCUGGAUUUAGGGGAACUCAAACGCCUCUCGUAUAUCUCAGAGGGGGCUUUCGAGGGCCUCGGCAACCUGCGCUACCUGAACCUGGGCAUGUGCAAUCUGAAGGAGAUCCCCAACCUCAUCCCACUGGUCAAGCUGGACGAGCUAGAGAUGUCAGGGAACCAGCUGACGGUCAUCAGACCUGGCUCCUUCAAAGGGUUGAUCCAUCUGCAGAAGCUGUGGAUGAUGCAUGCCCAGAUCAAAACCAUUGAAAGGAACUCCUUUGACGACCUGCAGUCGCUGGUGGAGCUCAACCUGGCCCACAACAACCUCACCCUGCUGCCCCAUGAUCUCUUCACCCCCCUGCACCACCUGGAGAGAGUCCACCUCCAUCACAACCCCUGGAACUGCAACUGUGACAUCCUGUGGCUCAGCUGGUGGCUCAAAGAGAUGGUGCCGGCCAACACCAGCUGCUGUGCCCGCUGCAGUUCCCCAGCCAGCCACAAGGGACGCUACAUAGGUGAGCUGGACCAGAACUAUUUCCACUGUUACGCACCUGUUAUUGUGGAGCCACCAGCGGACCUGAACGUGACAGAGGGUAUGGCUGCAGAGCUGAAGUGCAGGGCCAGCUCUCUGACCUCAGUCAGUUGGAUUACGCCCAAUGGCUCCAUCAUGACCCACGGUGCAUACAAGAUCCGCAUUUCUGUGCUCAACGACGGCACGCUCAACUUCACCAAUGUCACCAUGCAAGACACGGGAACCUACACCUGCAUGGUAAGCAACUCAGCAGGCAAUACCACAGCAUCUGCCACUCUCAACGUGUCUUCCACAGAGAACGUCCUCAGCUACUUUACCACAGUAACAGUGGAGACCAUCGAGCCAGUGCACGACGAGGGGCGCUCCACCGUGUGGCAGAAGGUAGGCCCCACCCCCUCCGCCGGAUCCUGGGAGACUGUGUCGUCCACCUCCACCACCACCACAACGGCCCGGACGCCCCUCUCCACCCGGGCCACAGAGAAGACCUUUACCAUCCCUGUCACGGACCUGAGCGACAGCUCCAUGACCGGCCUGGAUGAGGUGAUGAAGACCACCAAAAUCAUCAUCGGCUGCUUCGUGGCCAUCACCCUCAUGGCCGCCGUUAUGCUAAUCAUCUUCUACAAGAUGAGGAAGCAGCACCACCAGCAGAACCACCAUGCGCCACAGCGCACCAUUGAGAUCAUCAAUGUAGACGAGGACUGUGUGACAGGCGGGCCGGCCAUGGAGGGCCACCUGAAUCUGCCCCCGCUGGAGCAUGAGCACCUGAACCACUACAACACCUAUAAGUCUGCGUACAACCACGUCUCCACUAUCAACUCCAUACACAGCUCGGCGCACGAACCUUUGUUAAUCCGGGCCAGUUCGAAAGACAAUGUACAAGAGACUCAGAUCUAACAAUUUUUUCAUAAAGAGACGAACUGAUGAAAUUACAAAAGGGACAUUAUUGGAUAUUAGUUAUGAGGAUUAUGGAUAUGAAGUGGAGGACUUGACUGACUGUUUGUCCAGCGAAUCAGUGGUUGAUGAUGUUUAUUCAAUGACAUUGGGAACUAGGGUAUGUCUAAUGUUUCAAAAAAUGUCUUUACAAAAAAGAAGUUAUUUAUUUAAGAAAAAAUCUAUUGUGGCUAAAUCAAGAAAAAAGUGUAUUCUGCAAUUAUUUUUUCAGACCUUAUUUCAUCAGAUGUUUAGUUUUCUUAAUUUGAGGGAGGAUGGUUUACUAAUAUGCUUACAAACUCUAUGUGAAUCUCAAGUUAACCAUGUUCUGGUUUCCCCCAAUCUGUAAGUGAUGGCAAGUUGGCAACCUCUUUUUACCCAAUAUACUUAGAUAAUUUCUAGAUCACAUUAGAGAUUUCCUCCUGCCACAAAUUAAUUGAUUAAAUAUUUUGUGAAAAUCUGUUAAUUUAGAUGGAUUAAAAGCUUGGUUGUUAUCUGAAGGUGAAUGCUGGGACUGUCAGUGAUGAAAUCUGAUAACACAAUAUUUCAUUAAAUCUGCCACUCAAAUUAGAUACAGAUGUACCCUUGGCUCUGCCAUCAAUAGAUUAGGGACGUUAAACGAGGGAAGUGUGAUCCAAACUAUACCAUGGCCAACUGUUAGCAACAAGUGAUUCAUAGUUAUCUCACUGUGUGUAUUACGCCAGAAAAUCACAUUUCACACAGUGUUUGUCUCAUUGUCUCAUACCAUACCAUUGUCUCAUACCAUUUGUGAUUCCUUCUCCUAUUCCACUUGCUCUGAUCCAUCAUAACUUUGUGAGUCAUGGAGAUCGCAUUGGCAAAUACAGUCAGGCAUAUGAGAGCUCCCUGAAUGUCAUACCGCCUUUUCCCAUCCCACACCAGCUGUUAUGAUGGUUUACCAUAUCAUCACAGAUAUGGGUGCUAUUCCAGAUCAUUUUAUCUGCAGUCUCAUUGCAAAUCUCUGAAAAUUGCUAUAUGAUAUUAAUGUGGUUCCUGACACAAAUACUUUUCCAAAUACUGAUACCAGAUACUGAUUUGUGUGACUUGAUUUUAAAAAAGAGCCCUGGAACACCACCAAGGAUACUGAUGACUCUCCUGUGUUAACUCUCUAUGACCCCUGACUUGAACCAGGGCAGCAAGGAGCAGACUGGUGAGUGGGAACGGGGCUAAGGACACCGAACAUAGCUGUCCUAGCACAUUGCCUAUCUAUUGUCUGUUCAAACAUUGGGCACAUAGGCACGACAGGCCCAGAUUCACACCGUGCCCCUGCCAAGCUCAGGACGAGGGAUAGAGGACAGAGUGCCAUGGUUCAUGCAGAGAGAGAGAGAGAGAGAGAGAGAGAGGGUUUAGGGAUGAGGUGUGUGGCUUCGAGCAGACGUUCAGGUCACACCUGCAUCCCUCUGCCUCAACCAUGACACCAUUUCUCUUUUAAUCGACAUACCCUCAGGGCUUUGGGUGGACAGUGCUUCACAGGCACCUGCUCCCUGGAAAAACAUAAAAAAUGCCCCACAGUAAAAAAUGGUGCCAUAAAUAAAGAGGCCAAGCAAAUACCCUUCACAUCCAAGGCUUAGCCACAUACCCCAG
Messenger RNA from Oncorhynchus kisutch (coho salmon), 5333 nucleotides. Its product is annotated as leucine-rich repeat-containing protein 4C. Gene Ontology annotation, cellular component: postsynaptic density membrane; glutamatergic synapse; plasma membrane. Bases 1758 to 3695 code for a protein of 645 amino acids. Gene Ontology annotation, molecular function: cell-cell adhesion mediator activity. The transcript has 3 exons. Gene Ontology annotation, biological process: modulation of chemical synaptic transmission; regulation of axonogenesis; synaptic membrane adhesion. NCBI's taxonomy places the organism in Eukaryota, Metazoa, Chordata, Actinopteri, Salmoniformes, Salmonidae. The record is from RefSeq and is a predicted model, not a curated record.